Rattus norvegicus (Norway rat) is the source of this 3175-nucleotide messenger RNA. It is a transcript of the gene Cyp4f17, whose product is annotated as cytochrome P450, family 4, subfamily f, polypeptide 17. Gene Ontology annotation, cellular component: endoplasmic reticulum membrane. NCBI's taxonomy places the organism in Eukaryota, Metazoa, Chordata, Mammalia, Rodentia, Muridae. Gene Ontology annotation, molecular function: monooxygenase activity; iron ion binding; oxidoreductase activity, acting on paired donors, with incorporation or reduction of molecular oxygen. The record is from RefSeq and is a predicted model, not a curated record.
CCCCUGAACUUUGUGGCCUGAUUUUCACACCCUCUUCAGCCUGAAGGAUUCUAUCGGGCAUCUUCCAGAGAGCUGGCUCAGUGCUCCUGAAUUCCUUUGUGCUAUUUUUUACCGUGGAUAGUUUAAAACAUUUCCUUCUGUUAUGACAGAUAGCUUCGUUGAAUACAGCAGCCUGGGUUGGCAGUUAUAGGAUUAUCUUUUACAACUUGAAUUCAUCACUGCACAUCCUCGGGCUUUUACCCUUUCAGUUGAAGGAAUAAUAACGGUUUUCUGAUGGGCCUGCCUUUAUAUGCGAAUGGCGUUUUUCUCCUGGAGCUCUCAGCCUGGACACAGAGCACACACCCCAGCUCUGUCUCUUCACCAGUCUGCAUUUUCCCACAACUCCUGGCUUCUCUCAGCGUGAGCUCUCCCACCUACUUCGAUCUGAACGAACUCUGGCUCCUCAACUGGGAAUUUUAAUCUUCAGAAUCUGAUCUAGUCGGUUUCAGCACUGCUAGACUCUUUGUUUCCGGAAGCCUAGUCUCCACCCAGAACGUGGAUGACUUGUGGAGAACUUGAAUUCUGAUAGGCUGUGCAACUGGUGGGCAGAGGCUCAGAGCCUCUCGGUCCUGCACUGAAAAAUACUGCCUGCUGCCCUCUAGCCUGCUGUACAGUGGACCUGCGGAGCCUGGGGAGAACGGGAGAGAUUGUAAAUUUUGGGUCUCAAUACACCUUUGUCCUGGUUCAGAUAGAAGGCAUUGAAUCCCUGAGGAUUCCCUGCUUGCCUGGGCCUGUGACACUGGAUUGACUCCAACUGCUUCGGGUUGGCGCCGCCCCCUCAUUUUGGCUUCCUGCCCAGGCUGGGAGGCGGCCACCCGGCCUGGGAACCUGGGAAGGAUUGGAUCAGCCCACCUCAUCGUCCUGCUGCAGUCAGUAGCCGGGAACAAAAACAUUAACAGAGAAGAGCGGAAGUCUCUGGGACUCCUGAGAAAAGGAUGCUACAGCUGAGCCUGUCCUGGCUGGGCCGGGGGCCAGUGACUGUCUCCCCAUGGCAGCUUCUGCUGGUGGUUGGGACCUCCUUGCUUCUGGCUCGAAUUCUGGCCUGGAUCAGUGCUUUCUAUGACAACUACUGCCGUCUCCGCUGCUUCCCUCAGCCCCCUUCACGGCACUGGUUUUGGGGUCACUUGAACUUGGUCAAGAACAAUGAAGAAGGCCUGCAGUUGUUGGCUGAAAUGAGCCACCAGUUCCAGGAUAUCCACCUCUGUUGGAUUGGGAUCUUCUACCCCAUCCUGAGGCUUAUCCACCCCAAGUUUAUUGGCCCCAUACUCCAGGCCCCAGCUGCGGUGGCUCCUAAGGAAAUGAUUUUCUAUGGCUUCCUGAAGCCCUGGCUGGGGGAUGGGCUGUUGGUGAGUGCUGGUGAGAAAUGGAGCCGCCAACGUCGCCUGCUGACACCUGCGUUCCACUUUGACAUCCUGAAGCCCUAUGUGAAAAACUUUAACAAGAGUGUGAACAUCAUGCACGCCAAGUGGCAGCGUCUGACCGCCAAGGGCAGCGCCCGUCUGGACAUGUUUGAACACAUCAGCCUGAUGACCUUGGACAGUCUGCAGAAAUGUGUCUUCAGCUUCGACAGCAACUGUCAGGAGUCUCCCAGUGAAUACAUAGCUGCUAUUCAGGAGCUCAGCUCCCUCAUAGUGAAACGGCAUCACCAGCCCUUCCUGUACAUGGACUUCCUGUAUUACCUCACUGCUGAUGGGCGGCGCUUCCGCAAGGCCUGCGACCUGGUGCACAACUUCACGGAUGCUGUCAUCAGGGAGAGACGUCGCACCCUCUCCAGCCAAAGCGUUGAUGAGUUCCUGAAGUCUAAGACUAAGUCUAAGACUUUGGACUUCAUUGAUGUGCUCUUGCUGGCCAAGGAUGAACAUGGAAAGGAGCUGUCAGAUGAGGACAUCCGGGCAGAGGCUGACACCUUCAUGUUUGGAGGCCAUGACACCACAGCCAGUGCACUCUCCUGGAUCCUGUACAACCUGGCGAGGCACCCGGAGCACCAAGAGCGCUGCCGGCAGGAGGUGCGGGAGCUGCUGAGGGACCGGGAACCUGAGGAGAUUGAAUGGGACGACCUGACCCAGCUGCCCUUCCUGACCAUGUGCAUCAAGGAGAGUCUGCGGCUGCACCCCCCAGUCACAGUCAUCUCCCGAUGCUGCACCCAAGACGUUGUGCUUCCAGACGGCCGGGUCAUCCCAAAAGGAAACGACUGUAUCAUCAGCAUCUUUGGGGUUCAUCACAACCCUUCAGUCUGGCCAGACCCUGAGAGACCUGACCCAACAGCCUUGUCUUGGUUGAUCUUCAGGUCUAUGACCCCUUCCGCUUCGACUCAGAAAACCCACAGAAGAGGUCUCCUCUGGCUUUUAUUCCCUUUUCUGCCGGGCCGAGGAACUGCAUAGGACAGACUUUCGCUAUGAACGAGAUGAAGGUGGCGGUGGCGUUGACGCUGCUGCGCUUCCGACUCCUGCCAGAUGACAAGGAGCCGCGCCGGAAGCCGGAGCUGAUCCUGCGCGCGGAGGGCGGGCUGUGGCUGCGGGUGGAGCCGCUGAGCACAGGCGCUCAGUAACACCAUCUAAUGUCCCAGUCACUCUCCUCUGCACAAUUCAGAAAAAGCGGAGCCUCACCGAGAGCCAGCAGGGGGCGCUGCAGGACAACAGACUCUGGGAGCCUGGCUAGGGCUGCUGUCUGAGUCCAAGAGCCUUUCUAGGUGACCCACCGGGCCCACAGACUGAUGAGAGUUGCACCCAAGCUCAAGAAAGGCCUUUGUUCCUUUGGCAAUAGGGAGGCACCAUAGAUCUUUAAGCAGGAGAGAUAUAAGGUUUACUGGCAGAUUUGAGGCAGUUUACUUCUUUCUUUUGUGUUUGAGACAGAGUCUCAGCUUUCAGUGGAUACUGCAGGCAGGCCUUUAACUUGCAGCAAAUCUCUGGCCUGACCACUCGAGUGGCAAUUAGAAAGUGCACCACUGGGCUGGAGAGAUGGCUCAGCGGUUAAGAGCACCCGACUGCUCUUUCAGAGGUCAUGAGUUCAAUUCCCAGCAACCACAUGGUGGCUCACAACCAUCUGUAAAGAGAUCCGAUGCCCUCUUCUGGUGUGUCUGAAGACAGCUACAGUGUACUUAUAUAUAAUAAAUAAAUAAAAAAAAAAAAAAAAGAAA